AUUGAGUAAAUGGUUUGAAAGUAAAUGUUUAAGCUAUAUCAAUGAUGUCAAUAUUCGUUCUCAGUUGCAAGAAGUAAAGUCUUGGCCAGACAUUGCGUUUCUCAAGUGAAGUCAAAAUGUCCACUGCAGUGCCAUUCAAAAUAUACCAUGAGGACUUCAAGCAAAUCCUAGGUUCCAGCCCGAAGCUCGAAUGUCUCCUAGAGGAUCAAACUAUUCCAUUUGCACACGAAGCAGGCGUAUUUAUCCCCGAAGACAAUACCUUAUUCAUCACAAGUAACCAGUUCCCACAUCCCACCACAGGAGAGAAAUCAAUUCAGAUAUCAAAAAUCACUCUCAGCAAUGGAUCAGCAACAUGCGAGAAAAUCGAAACGGAAAAUGUCACCAUGGCCAACGGCGGCGUGAACUAUCAAGGCGGCGUCCUUUUUUGUGCUCAAGGCAACAUGUCGUCGCCUGGUGGUUUAGCAUUCAUGUCAACAAGCCCUCCUUACAAAUCCUCAAUCUUCCUCUCGAACUUCUACGGUCGCAGCUUCAAUUCUGUCAAUGAUGUAGUCAUUCACAGCGAUGGUUCCAUCUGGUUCACAGAUCCCAAUUACGGAUAUGAGCAGGGCGUUCGACCACGACCCGUUCUCCCGAAUCAAGUUUACCGAUACGAUCCUGCUUCCAAAGCAGUAAGAGCCGUGGCAGAUGGCUUUGGCAGGCCAAAUGGCCUUUGCUUUAGCCCUGAUGAGACGAUUUUGUUUGUCACUGAUACGGAUUGGAUACAUGGUGAUGGUUCCACAGAAGAUUCUCGAGCCUCGACGAUAUAUGCCUUCGACAUUGUUACAUACUCUGGACAGCCGUUCUUAAUCAAUCGGAGGCUCUUCGCAUAUGCUUCUUCACGCGUUCCAGAUGGCAUCAAAUGUGACAUGGAUGGAAAUGUGUAUUCUGGCUGUGGAGAUGGCGUUAAUAUUUGGUCGCCUGGCGGAGUUCAUCUGGGAACUGUAGAGGUACAAGGAGGUGCUGCAAACUUCUGUUUUGGGAGGAAAGGAGAACUUUUCAUCUUGAAUGAGACUAGGUUAUGGCGAGCCCAGCUGGGUAGCCAUGUUAAAGGCGCGCUUCUGAAGAUUUAGAUGACUAAGAUAGAAAUCAAUCAUGAAAGGCGAUUCACCAC
Molecule: messenger RNA, 1150 nt
Organism: Cadophora gregata
Lineage: Eukaryota; Fungi; Ascomycota; Leotiomycetes; Helotiales; Ploettnerulaceae
Exons: 2
Coding region: 117-1109 (330 amino acids)
Source: RefSeq, a predicted model, not a curated record